Lolium perenne is the source of this 598-nucleotide messenger RNA. The record is from RefSeq and is a predicted model, not a curated record. Lineage: Eukaryota; Viridiplantae; Streptophyta; Magnoliopsida; Poales; Poaceae.
AUGGCCGGCCAUGGCCAUGGAAACCUCUCCAAGAUAGAUCAAGAUCUGGUCAGAUCUGACUUUGUCGAAUUAAAUCAGGAGCUUGGAAACGAAUUUUUGAAUGAAACCAACUGGGGGAUAAUUGGUUUAUACCAUGGUGAUAAACGAGAGAGGCAAUUGCUAAGUUGUGAUGCACUCAUACCUUUACUAGAUUCGAACAUUAUCGGGUUUGAAGGAGAGGAAGGAUUUGAAGAAUUUGAAGAAGUCCAGGGACAAAUAAGCCAACCAAGACUUGGAGGAGUUCGACUAAUGAAGAAGGAUUUUGGACGACGUCUAUGCGAGCUAGGAACGUCUUCCCAGUCAGUUGCCUGUAGGGUUAUGGCAGAUGACUUGGGUACUGCGCUGCUGAAGUGAUGAUGCUACUCUGAUGUUUAGUUAGACCCUUCGAGGCUAUUAUGUAAGUAUUGGUCAUGUGACCAUGUUGUAAUUUUCUUAUUCCGCUUUGUAACGGAUGGUGUAAUUUGAUAUCAGUUCGGUUAUGUGUUCACGACACACUGAUCAUGGGAUCGUGAACUGUAUACAUAACAGGGAAUUUCGGACAGCUAGUCCGGGGUCCCCA